Molecule: messenger RNA, 2257 nt
Organism: Sebastes umbrosus (honeycomb rockfish)
Lineage: Eukaryota; Metazoa; Chordata; Actinopteri; Perciformes; Sebastidae
Exons: 8
Coding region: 308-1141 (277 amino acids)
Source: RefSeq, a predicted model, not a curated record
GGCAUCGUCAUGGCAGAGCACUCUCUCGUAAAGUGACAGAGCUGUCGUGUUGUUGGUUGUUAUCUUUGUGCUGAACUUUAAACAUCUUAAAUGUCGAGCUCCGGUGUACUUACCGUCAAGAGAGCCGGACAUUUACCAAAAGUGGCGACGUGAUCAGAGAAGACUGCUCAAACUCAAGGUCAUUUUGGAGCAAAUUCCAGGCUGAGGGGGCAGAAUAUGCAAAGGCCCUUUCCACAACUUUUGUUUCCCAGCUUUUGGGACAGAGAGCACAGAGAAGCUGGUUGGCUGAUAUGCUUGACGCAGGUGUAUGUGGAGUGUGAUGAUGGGUUUCUGGCAGCCGGUGACCAACCUCAGAGAUUAUGUAUCCCAGAAUCCUCCAGGAUUUACGUUUUUCCUGUGUCUGUUGACUCUGGCUAUCUCCUUUAUCUGCCUCAGCUCUUACAGCUACACCCACACUCUGCCUAACCCUGACACAACAAAGGACUGGAACCAUCUACUGUCCUCCUUGUCUCAGUUCCAGCUGUGUGUGAAAGCCAAUGCAUCUUCAUCUGAGCUUGUCUCAGCAGUCCCCUCUCCUCUGAUGGAUAGAGAUACUUCAGUUAACUCUACAAAGACUCCUUCUCUCACCACUUUGCGUCUCAAGGUUCCUCUGUCUGUGACUGACAACUCAAACAGUGGCUCUCUGAAAGACCUUGGUUUACACACUGCCUUGAGAGCCAGUCAGUUACAUAUGAGAGGCAAUGAGAUUAUUAAUGUGACUCUCGAGGUUUUCUCUGGAAAUGAUACCUACACCUGUCUCACCAUAAGUGCCCCAGCGGACCUCCUGCCCAUGAGUCUACUUCCGCCAGAGUGCCCUGCAACUGAGAAAAACAUUUCCCCCAUCCACGUGGAAGCGAGCAACCAACUGCCAACAGCAUCACAAACCUGCUACGGUCUACACUCCAAGAAUGACCCUACACUCACAGUCAUGUUAACACAGGAGGAACAGAGCGUGGCAGUGCGACAUAUGUUGGAAGUCAGUGUGUGUCUGCUAGGAGUUUGUUUGAUACUCUGUGUAGCUGCUAGUCUGACACAUUCACUCAUACGGCGUCACCAUUGGAAUGGACUGGAUCUACAAAAUGAGCCCUUGAUUGGCAGCUGAACAUUUUUCAUCCGCUGCAUCCUAAAGAAAUCAGUUGGUGGUGGAGAGAGAAGAGCAACAUGUGUCACUACCUUUAAAGGGGCAUCCCACCGAUUUUACAGCAGUUUGCACAUCAUGGGGAGUACGAAUCAGCCUGUGAAAACAGUUGUAUAAUGUCUUCCGUAGCUCUGGACGGAGUUUGUUAAAACCUGAGAAAAUAACCCUGAUGAUGUCAUCAGGGUUAUCUACGCUUGGGUUUGGAGACUACAUAUUUAUGUAGCAUCCAACGAAGUGAAGAUAUUUCAGCUUCUGUUACAUUAAUUCUGAACAUAUUUAAUCCGUCAAAGUUUCACAACUUUAUGAAAGUGCAAUACUCAAUCAGCGGAGCAUCCCUGUUAUAGGAAACUGAAAUAUUCCAAUAAGUUUCUCACAGUAUCCAAGUGAGAAACAUGGUUGUGAUAGAGAAGGAGUAUAUUUUGUAAUGGGACCAUGGUGUAAUGGGAAUAACUUCAACUGGUAAUGGCUACACUGUUGACUGGUCAUACAUUCACUAUCCAGUCUGUUAUGUGCAGUACAUGCAUGUUUAUAUUUAAUGUUUACUUCAUGUCCCCCACAUUUCCUAGAACGACUCAAUAACUUGUGGAAAAAGGACAUUAACUUGUUGCAUUCAGCUGACUGAGAGCUUCAUUUCAUUCUUUAGUGUUAAGUGUUUUUCCAGUCAAAAAUCUAAAUCUAAGCAAAAUGCAAAUGUCAGCAAAUGUUUUUUUUCUUUCAAAAUGUUACUGGACCAAAGUUCUUUGGACAUUCUGGCUAAUUUGUCUGUUUUACCACUUUAAUUUACAUAUCUGACAUUGAAAGCUUGUUGAAUCCAGAUGCCAGAUCUACAGAUCCACAAGUUUAAUUUAUUAGUUUUCUGGAAGGCAUUAGUUUCAUUGCUUUCUUUUUAGUGCAGUAUGAUAAUAAACCUAGAGAGACUUAAAAAUGUGUUUUAAAUCUCUUACAGCUAACAUUACGCCUGGUUUAUCAUUGUUACCUUAUUGUGUAGAAAUAAACAAAGAGGAUCCACUGCCAAAAGUGUCUGUAUUGUAAAUUAUGAUGAGUUGACAAACACACAAUAAACACGUUUUUCUCCUGUAA